AUGUCUCGAGCUGUUCUUGCCAAAGCAUUGAAGAAGGCCUGUGGCCAAUCAAAAGCAGAGCCCCUUGUCUCCAAAUGUUUGGACGAAACCAUUUGCUCAAUAUGUUCGGAUAUUAUGGUGUAUCCUUUCAAUGGGGCCUGUGGGCAUUCAGCAUGUUACUCCUGUUUAAGAGAAUGGCUUAGUAACAAUAAUAGCUGCCCGGUAUGUCGUGAAGUGAUCACUGUGAAACCGACAAUCAAUUUGAAUUUGAAAGCGAUUGGGGCGAGUAUUUUAGAUACUUGCCAGAAACAGGCCCCGGAUACUAGGACACUGAUUAAAAAACACGUGGACGAAUCGAAGAAAGUGUAUCAGAAAGACUUCAAUGAUGGGAAUUUGUUCAAUAAGGUGUUCAAGAGUGCCAAGGUCAAUCUUGAAGAAGGAAUCCCCACUUGCUCGGAAUGUGCCUGGGAAGAUUGCAAUGGGAGGGUAUGUGAGGGAUGUGGGGCGGUGUUUGUGAAUUAUGGCGAACCUCAUGUGGUCAAUACUAGAACGUUUGGUUUUGGCUAUGAUGACGACGACGACGACGAAGACGACGAAGACGAACUGCAACGAUCAAGAGGUCAUCAUUCGGAUGAGUUCUCCGCAGUAGAAAAAGAAGCCCAAGAGAUUCUUGAUGCAGAAACGGAAUGGCUGGAGAAUGAGAAUGGUGGAGAGCAAUUGGAAGAUGAUUGGUUGAACGAAGACGAUGAAGCAGAGUUUGAGGAGCCCGAUGAUCUUGAUUACAACUAUUUUUCAGAAUGUAUUUGUGAUCCUGGCUCGAUCAGCGACAUUUACAUGCUAAGGUUUUUCCUCGGAAACACCAGUGAUAAGAUUUCUGAGUUGAAAGAUAUGUUGUAUGAUCUAAAUGACGAAGUCAUCUAUGGAGAGCUUGAUGCCCUCAAGGAGAUGAGAGUGAUCCUGUCAUGUUUGAAAUAUUUGAGGAAUCAAAUGAAGUUAUUGAAUAAACGGCAUUUUGCCCUCAUGUUGGUGAAGCAAGGGGUGUUUGAUUCCGAUAGUGAUGAGGAGCUGCGAGGCGGUCCAAGAAUAUACCAUGUUGGUGGUUUGGGUCAAAAUUUCGAGUUUAGUUUGUGA
Messenger RNA from Saccharomycopsis crataegensis, 1110 nucleotides. Its product is annotated as ubiquitin-protein ligase. Gene Ontology annotation, molecular function: nucleosome binding; ubiquitin-protein transferase activity. Gene Ontology annotation, cellular component: site of double-strand break; nucleus. Bases 1 to 1110 code for a protein of 369 amino acids. Gene Ontology annotation, biological process: double-strand break repair. The record is from RefSeq and is a predicted model, not a curated record. The transcript has a single exon. Lineage: Eukaryota; Fungi; Ascomycota; Saccharomycetes; Ascoideales; Saccharomycopsidaceae.